Molecule: messenger RNA, 1029 nt
Organism: Trichoderma asperellum CBS 433.97
Lineage: Eukaryota; Fungi; Ascomycota; Sordariomycetes; Hypocreales; Hypocreaceae
Source: RefSeq, a predicted model, not a curated record
AUGGGCUCCGAAAUUGCUUCCGACAUCUCAACACUUGGCGAAUCAUACGACAAAGUCAAAGGCGAUGAGGAACAUAUUCUCUUACUGCCAGGAGACAGACAGCUAGCCUAUGCUCACAACGGGCCUUCAAAGUCGCGAACCGUUAUCCUGUUCUUUACGGGCAUCAUGAGCGUAGGGACCGCAGCCAACGUCUCCGAGCCCUGCAGAGAGAUUCGAGCCCACUGGAUCUCACCAACGCUGCCGGGCAUGGGAAACACAAGCACUCGCGACCUCUCUGUGCCUUACCAUGUCUCUCUGGCCAGAGACAUGAAUGCGCUGCUCAACCACCUCUACCCAACUGCCGAUUUCGACACUCUCUAUGUAGCGGGAGGGUCAUAUGGCACUGUGCCGGCGCAAAUGCUGUACGGAGCGCCAUAUGAUCUCUUUCCAUCCGGUCGCAAGAUUGCUGCAUGUCUCCUGCUCAGUGGCUUUUCUCCUCUAAAGCAUCACGUUGGAUAUGCAAAGAAAGUCAAUUGGCACAAUUGGUUUUCCAUCGGGCCACCCACAAGAGUUGUUCCGUUCCAUUUACUGCAGCGUCUGUUCAAGAUUGCCAUCGGAUCAAAGCUACACUCUCUCGACGGCGCAAGAGAAUUCCUCAAGCAGACGCUAUUCAACAACAUGGACCUUGAGGAGAAGCAACUGUUUCAUGAAUGGCUGGCCAAAAAUGAAUUCACAGAAUCUCAGUUUAUCGACCGAAUGGCUCGCGGCACAAUCAAAAGCUGCACCAACUGGGACGGCUUUAUGGAGGUUUCCGAUGUCAUCCACUCCGACUGGGGGUUUGACCCGCGGACUCUGGAUGCCGAGCAUGCUUCCAAGCCCAUGCUGGUGGUUGGAUCCAAGAGUGACUACAUGGGAGGGGGCACCAAUGAUUGGCUUGUGGACAACUAUAGAUCCGCAACACUCAAAUUGGUGCCUGGGGGCCAUUUAUCGUCGCUGUUUUUCAUGGAUGAGUUGUGGAAAGAGUUGAUUGCCAUGGCACACUGCAAGUGA